Messenger RNA from Macrosiphum euphorbiae (potato aphid), 522 nucleotides. Lineage: Eukaryota; Metazoa; Arthropoda; Insecta; Hemiptera; Aphididae. The record is from the annotation of a GenBank genome assembly.
AUGGUAUUCAUACGUUAUCAAAGUACCGACGAUUUUCGUGAAGAAUUUUUAUUUUGUGAGCCUCUUCUUACAACAGCAACAGGCUUAGUUAUUUUUGAUAAAGUUGAUGGAUUUUUUCGGAAAAAUAAACUUGCUUGGUGUAAUUGUGUUGGAAUCUGUUCGGAUGGUGCACCGGCAAUGCUUGGAAAUCGAAUAGGAUUUUGUAAACGAGUUCAGGAAGUUAACACAAAUGUUGUAAUUAUUCAUUGUUUUUUACAUCGAGAAAAUUUAACAACUAGAACAAUUCAGCCAGAACUUUUUUCAGUACUUCAAGACGUAAUUCAAAUUGUCAAUUUCAUAAAAUCAAGAGCACUAAAUACAAGAAUAUUACAUGCCAUGUGUGACGAGAUGGGAUCACAGUAUGUUAAUUUACUUUAUCACUCGGAUGUGCGUUGGUUUUCCCGUGGAAAAAUUCUUACCCGUGUAAUGUCUGCGUUUAGAAAUACAAAUUUUUCUAACGGAAAAAAAACACUCAUUUACUGA